This is a messenger RNA of Xyrichtys novacula (pearly razorfish), 39902 nucleotides long. The record is from the annotation of a GenBank genome assembly. Lineage: Eukaryota; Metazoa; Chordata; Actinopteri; Labriformes; Labridae.
CUCUCUCUCCGUGCCUCUGCAGACAGACCAGCAGCAGCGUGUGUUUGUGGACGCUCUUCUCGGCGCUUGAAUGAAGUGAACUUUUCCUCUGGAGGAUAAUACUCUCGGUGUUGUGGUUUUUCUGGACUCUGCAGGAUCCUGAAUGUGAGUACAGAUCUGCUCUUUUUUUUUUUACUCUCUUUGCUCAGUGAGUGAAACUGUCACCUGCUAUAGAAAGCUCUGAUUCAGCUCCGUUUGCUGGAGUCUGAGCUCAGGCGCUUCAUACACAACAUGUAUUUAAAGAGUCAUUACACAACGUGUACUUACGCGCCUAUAGCAUUUAGGAAAAACACCUGCGCCUCUGUCUGUCUGACUGUGUGUGUGUGUGAAGAGUACAGCUGUUAGGAGGAAUGCUGCUGUCUGCAAACGGUGUGUGCUUCAAUUUGACUGUUACACAACAGUGAGAGCCGAUCAGAGGGAGGCUGCAAAACCACAAACCUGCUGUUUAAUAUCAGAACACUGUUUUUACAUUAAUGUUAACAAGCUGACUGCAGAUGUAAAUCUUUCUAAGACUCUGUUUUCACUUGCAUUGAUCUGAGCUGAUGGGUAGGUGAUCAUUAUUCUUAGUAACUUAGUGUGUUAAAUCCCCUCAUAGAUGUGAAGUUGAACUCUCCUGGUGUGUCUGAAACACUCUGCAGUUUCACGUUAACAGAAAAGGAAGGUCUCAUUCUGCGUAACAACAGUCACACAUUCUUCAUUUUCCUGCCGUCCCUCUGCGUCUCUCUGUUUCCUCCGUCUGUCAGCCUCCCCUCUCUCUCUCUCUCUCUCUCUCUCUCUCUCUCUCUCUUUGACUCGUAGUAAAGUGAAAUCAUCGCUUUAGUACGUGGAAACAUUACAGGACAGAGAGCUCUUGAGCUCGUGCGCGGCUGCGGGGGUUUCAACUGCAGACCAUUAAUAAAUCAUGAGAUUGGACAAAUAAAUCAGCCGCCCAUGAUACUGGCGCUCUGUGCAGGGUCCAGAACAUUGUUCCUGUGGAUCAGAACCAGAUCCAGCUCUUCAGAAAUAGUGACAAAUUAUAGUGUUCACAUUUUCUGACACAUUCAGAAAGUUUACACGCACUGUUUCACAGUUAAAGCUCCAUGAGGUGAUUUUACUGGACCUCCAGCAUGUUCCCCUCCCCUACAGUAGGUGGCGACAUGCUCUCUCUUAGCUUGUUACCGGUUGGUGUAUUACAAAUGAAAACAACAGGAUGAAUGUUAAAAACACGCUCACUUCUUCAGCUCUGCGCCGUUUGUUUGGAAAGUUUGUUUCCUAGCUACACAUCCACGCUUUUCCUGAUCCCCAGAUGUUAGUCCGACUGUGAGGAGUUCGAUUUAGAGCGAUUUAUGAUUUUUAAAAGUCCAGUUUCAGUCGGUCUGAGGGAAUAAAUUCUUGUGUUUUUAACAGCAUUUAAAGAUUUGCUCAGGAUCUGGAUUCUUGACCCUCAGACUCUCCCAGAGUCCUCCCUGCUGGUCUCUUAGGACGAUCCUUACUCCAAGUCAAACAUGAAUAACCUACAUGGAUAUAUGUUUAUUUUCUUUGACUUCUUCUUCUUUUUGUGGGGUGGGGGGUCCAGACUCAGCCCCUAAUAUCCACAAGCCCCCGGACAGACGCUCCGUUUACGGCUCCCUCAGCUGCAUCUUCACUGUCCGUGAUUUAUAGUUUGUUUUUGAUGUUAAAUUUGAUCUCCCUCACAUAGAUAAAAUUAAUCUUUUCAUCUUUAUCAUCAUGCAGCUGUGAACAUCCGUAAAGAUGUGCUGCAGACCGUGAGCGGGGAACUGGCUACUGUUUGAGCUGAAACUCUGAAUUUAAGUCUUGAGAGGAUUAUUUCCUGUUUCUAAAAACAGACGUCAGGAAAAGACGGAGAGAAACGACGUGCAGCAGGGAAAUCCAUCCACUCCAGAAUAGAUUAAAAACGGCUCGUUCAGUUUUGGAGACACUAACCGGUCUGUCCUCACUUUUGAAUCAUCUAACAGUCACAUUUCUGGAGUAGAGACGAGCCCUGAAGACUCAUGUUUGGGAGUCCAUGUGUUAUCUCGUCAUUGAAAGGUCGAGCAGAUGAGCGCCCUCGGGCAGGAAGAGAGUCUGAGAGGUUGUGAUCUCCGGGAAGCAUCGUGCUUCAUGGAGCUGCAGGGAAACGUCUCAGCAGACCUUAAUGGUCUUUUCAGUGAACGGUCGGUGUAAUGAAUCUUCAGCUCCUUCUCAGCUGCUGAAGGAUCUCCUCCUCCUCCUCCUCUCAUCAGAUCAUGUGAAGCUCUUUAUUAUUAUUAUUAUUCCACCAAUUCUCCUCUCUCCUGGACUUUUCUGUGAAAUGUUCUGUUUGUAUUGACUCUGGUGAUCUGAGCAGGAUCUCCAGUCUCCUCACAGAUCGUAUCCUGCGCAGAGGAUAUUUAUUUACCCUAUUUAAGAUUAGGGUUGGGGGUCAAUUCAGUUAUCAGUGCUGAUUAUUAGUUCAUUGAUUCCUUAUUCAGAAUCAUGAAAUUUAACACACCAACAACAGACGUCACAGAGUCUGUAUGUGAACGGUGAGGACAGCAGCACAGAGGUGUAACCACAGACAGUCUGGUGUUCCUCAGGGCUCUGUUUCAGGUCCCGUCUUAUUUUCUUCAUCCAUGCUCCCCCUGGUGUUCGUCAGAAACAAGCACAGUGUUAAUGUUCGUUUUUAUGCAGAUGAUACUCAGUUAUACCUUCCUGUUACGACGGACAGAUCAGGACAUGCUGAGCUCCAUGUGUGGUUAAGAAAUUCAGAGUUAGAUGUCAAGAAACUUUAACGAAACAGAAAUUAUUUUAUGAUCAAUCGUAUCUUGUUUUUUUACGUUGACUUUCUGUAUAUUUCAGAGCAGAUUUAUGAACUCUUUUAAAGUGUGUACAUGUCCUCUGUGAUUUUAUGACCUUGUUUUAUUUGACUGUCCUUGUAAAACACUCUGUCUGUUGGUUUUAAAAAGUGCUCCAUAAACAAAGUUUAUUAUUGUUUUUAUAGAAAUAAUGAUGAGUAAAUCGAGUUUUAAAAACUGGGCGAUCACAUGACCAACUUUGUCCAAGGUUACCUAGCAACAAGAAGUAGCCGGACUUCCCUUGCGGAUCAUAAUGGCAUCACAAGACUCAGUUCUGACCCUGAGGACAGAUAAUCAGAGCUGUUAGAUGACUGUGGUUACCAGAGAGAUCCAGCUGUGCUUAUCUAAUACUCCCUGUCAACCCCCCUACACACACACACACACACACACUGACCCCUGACCCUUAUACAUAGACGUCUCUUGUGUUGGCUGUUUUCCUCCGAGGUCAGGUCCUGACAUGAACUUUAAAAAACACGUGAAGUUUGACUCAUCAGCUCGUACUCAUCAGCUCUCCUCCUCAGUCACUUAGAGUCACAGAAGAGGAUAUUACUAAACUGUGGGGGGGGGUCUGAUUACUCAAAUAUGAGCAACAAGAAGUUUGUGAAAGACUGGAAUAUCCUCCUACAAUCAGCUGCAAUCAAACAAAGCAUGAGCAUCCACAGAGCUCGGAGAUGAAAUCACAUCAGACCACUUUUCAUCUCACUCUGCCAGGAGGUCAAAGUUUCCUGUUAUCCUGGGAAAUAUCGUCAAAUCUAAUAGAUGCUUUAGAAGAAUUAGAUUAGGGGAGGAAGAUGGGAAAAAGGAACAGCUGAGAGGAGAGAAGGAGAGGAAGGUUGGAGAUGAAAGCAGGAUAAUGGGUAGAUAGAAGACAAGAGGAUAAAGAAGGAGCUUCAGAGGAAGGAGGUGAAUGUGAAAGAGAGAGCAGGGACGGUGUCACGGCUCUCCAGAGGACGUGUGAUAAGCAGCACUUAAGAGCCUGUGUGGUAAUGACUGUGAUUACGGCGGCUCAGAGAGGCCGCAGUGUUGGAGAAGGAUGCUAACGGUUAGCCCGACUGGAGCAUCAACACCCACUCUGUUACAUGAUCUAAUUAUACUGCGAGAUAAUGAAACGUGUAAGAAAAGGAAAUGACAGAUUCAUUACAAAGAGAAAUGAAACCAAAAAGGUCACCUUCACAUAAACUCACCUGCUCUGGACUGGACUUUGCUCCACUUUCCAGUAAGGCUGCACGAUAUUGGAAAAAAAUAAUAUUGCGAUUUUUUCAACCCUGCGAUAUAUAUUGCGAUAUUAAAAAUACAGUAUUUUCACCAGUUGACCUGAAUAGCACUUAAUGUUAUACUGCACUGCUGAAAUCUCGAGGACAGUUAAUCUGCUCUGAUUUUACCUCUUUUUGUGAAUGUUAGUAGAACGGCUUCUGUCUGUCUCAGAGAUAUUUUUAGCUUUUAUUGUGCUGGGACGUUAUUGUGGAAACAGAUGAACACAGAAGACGUGUUUUGGUCGACAUCAUCCUUCUUUUAACCGAAAUAAUUCCAGAUAACUGACUUUCCUUUUCUUUUUGGCAACAAAUCUUCAUUUUCGGUGGUUUUCUCUUGUUCGUUGCUCAUUUUGCGAUCGUUGUUGUUGUUGUAAGCGGUGUUGUGCCGAGACACGCAUGUCCUCCGAGAAUUGCAUGCACCUCGCAAAACGCGCACCGCUUAUAGUAGAGUGGUCCACGGAAAUGUACAAUUUAAAACCCAUACAGUUCUUAUUUGUUGGGCUUAAUAGUCAUGAGUAAAGUUCCGAAAGUAAUUCUCAGCGGACACACGUCUCCCUCCACGUGCAGAACAUGUGCAGGGGUGGGUUUUCUCCUCCCUGAUUUUGAUUGACAGCUGGCAGGGUAGUCUGAUUGGCAACUGAGAAGUGAGUCUGAUUGGCAACUGAGUUAAGGACGAAGGCGAUUGGUGGAUCGCUGCACAGCACAUGCAGAGUCACAUGGAGUGUAUCUCAGUCGGUUACCCUUGAAAUUAAAUGAGUUCAUUCACCUCCAAUAUCGCAGGCUCUGCGAUGUGACUAUCGUCUAUCGACUAUAGUCAAACGAUAUAUCGUUCAGGCCUACUUUCCAGAGAUGGUUCCGCUCUCACAUCUGUGUCUGCUGUCUUUAGUUUCUGCAGCAGAAUGAGAGACGAACCGCUACAGUGUUAACAGGUGAAAUGUCCUGUUUUCAUCACACACCUUAAAAAUGAGGCGCUUUGUCAGCCGGUGUUUACUGACACCCACUCAGAGCGAAGUGUUCGAUUAAGUUCUGUUAACUCUGUGGACUUUGACCGAAUCUAAGAGAGUUUACAUGAUUGACAGGAGCAGCGAUCUCCUGAACUGAAGGCACACACAGAGACGGGUGUGAUGGACGGAGAAGAGACCGUCUCUGUCCAGUCUGGAGUCUCAUGACUGGAGAUAAUGAGAUAAUUGUCCCAGAGACACUGAGAGGUGUCAUGAUUUUGGUCUCCUAAUGAGAGGGAGGACUUACGACCUGCAGAAGGUGACAGUGGUUUCAGUCACACACACUUAUCCAACCACCUGACCACACACACACACACACACACACACACACACACAGAGGAGUGUGAUGGUAGGUGCAGCUUCAUGUUUAGUGGUGUUUUUGUGUUUUCCUCUGAAGCUCGUUUGAAGACGAUCGUUUGAUUCAAAAAAACCUCUCAAAGUUGAACCUCUGCUCCUUUUUGGCUCCAUGCCCGCCGUCUGUUUUUGCCUCCCUGCUCCGUCUUGUUCCUCCAAACCAGCCCGACAUUAACGAGGUGUCUUUUUACAGCUCCAUCAUUUCAUUAAUUGACUCAUAAUGAGAAAAUAAUUAGCUGCUUCUAAUUCCCCACAGCUGAAGACUUGUAAGGACUCAUAAGUGUUCAAUUAGCACCGUUAUUGUAAUCUGCAUGUUCAGGACAGGAAUUUAAAAAGGUGAGUCAGAGUCAGACGAUGUCAGGGAAGUAAAAACCUGAGGCGGGGAGAGCAGCAGCAAAGACUUGUGGGUACAGAGAGUGAAAUCAGGUAUGAGUGGAGCAGCGUGGGCAGGCAGAGCUCACUAAAUAUAGGAAAGGAUCCUUAUCCGGUCCCAGGACGCAGGAUCAUAAAAAUCUUUCCAGACAUGUUUGGACUUUCAGACUGACCAACUGACCCGACCUGAGGUUGACCUAAACUUCUGGUCCUUUAAAAAUGGUCCGUUUGGAAGAACAGAGACAGAGUUUUUAUUACCUCUAAACUGACUCCAUCUCUGAUCAUCUAAAUAAUCACGAAUGCCUCACACGGGGCACCAAAAUGACAUGUAGAGAUUUGAAUUUAUAAUAAAUGUCAUGAUAUAAGAUUAUUAUCAAUUAUUAAUCUUGGGACAUUGAUUAUAAAUUCAAUUUGCUAUGAAAUGCACGGUGAGUGAGGGUUCAGUGUUUGUAAUGAACAGAUGAACGGUUCACUGAGUCCCGGGAUUCAUGUAUGUCCAGUUUAUCACCAUAAUCAAAAACAAACACAGUUGUAGCUUCAAUAAGGUUUUUUCUAAUAACUGAGCUUUUGUUCUGGAGCGUGCAGAACCAGAUUAAAGUAGAGCUGUUUAUAAAGAGUGAGGCUCCUGCACCGCUUUCAUAACAACAGAGGGAGGGUGUGUGUGUCGAUGAGAGUGUCAUCAGCAUAGAGGUGUGUGUUUGCUCUAAUGUGCUAAUACCCAGGUCAUUUAUAUAGAGAGAGAACAGAAUGGGUCCUAAAGGAGAGCCCUGUGGGACACCUUCAGAGGAUCAUACUGAUGACCGUCUGCACAGACUCACUGAAGUCGAUCUGUAACCCAGGGCCCGACUGAUUUAAUUGGCUUGCCGAUAAAUCGAUCGGGCCCUUCUGUAAACCCCGUCAUGUUUCUGACCAAGUAUGAAAAUGUUCCUCCAGGUGUUUUUAGGCAAAGAACUUUUCCAAACGGUGUCGCUGGAAUCAAAUAUAAAAUUAUUAAGUUCUCCCUAAACAUUUUUGAUUAUUAACACCUGCUGUGUUUCCUUUACACGACUUUAAAUUAAACACAAAUUAAACAAUUUCCAAACCAUCAAAAUCACGUCUCUGUUCACAGCAGCCAACGUUUCUGGAGCUGCGACUGUAAAACUUGACACACACAGUUUUAUUUUUCUUUGUAUUGGCUCCCUCUCUCUCUCUCUCUCUCUCUCUCUCUCUCUCUCUCUCUCUCUCUCUCUCUCUCUCUCUCUCUCUCUCUCUCUCUCUCUCUCUCUCUCUCUCUCUCUCUCUCUCUCUCUCUCUCUCUCUCUCUCUGAAGACCGAGGUGUUUGAAAAGAAACUCUGUACGAGUGUUUGUGUAACUGACGAUCAUUUGACACUGCGUCUGAAUGCGCCACUAAAAAGGUUUAGAUGAUGUCACUGCUGUCAGACUGUAAACACUGUCAGCCUUGUUACACACACACACACAGACACACACACAGAUGUCUGCAGUGUGGAGACAGCAGCACCUGUGGCUGCAUUAGAGCAGUUUCAGGUGGUCGAUAACCAUCUCACUCUCUCUCUCUUUGUUUGUCCUCUUUCUAUCUCUCCCAUUAACCUCCAUCCCUCCAUCCACUUUCCUCUUCUUCUCUUUCAUUUUCCAUCCAUUUCUUUCUCCUUUCUUUGUUUUUAUGAGGAUCAAUUUCCUCUCGUCUCUGCCUCUGUUCUCGGGGACGUGAUGCUCCUCUCACAGUCAGUCUUUUUUUAACCUCUUUUUCAGCCUCUCUUUUUUUCUCUCUUUCUAAAAUAAAACUUAUUUUUCUUGGCUUUCCUCCUCAUCCAUCUUUCACAUCUUUUUCUCUUUUUUCUCCUUCCCUGUCUCUCUCAUUUCUUUCUCCUUUUUAAGCUCCUUAAUCGAUAUUUUCCUCCCUCAGCUCCCUCUCUUGUUUCUCUUUCUCCUCUUCUGUCCUUCAGUUUUAUUUUUCAGAAACUAUCUGACACUUUUUGUUGUUUUUCUGAUCUUAUAAUCUCUUUUCCUCUCAGUCUCCUCAGUGAUGAGCUGAUGUGUGUUUUUCUGCUCAGUCCAGACUUCAUGUAGGCUGAGCCCACAGAACUGGCUUCACAUCAGACAGACUGAACUCUGUCAAAUCAUGACUUUGGACUUUCGUACUCCUCUCUCCGGGCGAGUUUGUGACUCAGAAGAGAAACACCAGAAGCAGAAGUCGAGCCAGCUGUUGACCCGGCCUCUCUGACCUGUGAAAUUAAUCUAUUAAAGGAGGGAAACACUUCCUCAUGUCAGCAUGUCAGCCGAGUUUCAGAUCAGGCAGAUGUUUGUGUUUGCGCUGCUGUUGACGCUCUGACUUCAACAUGACGGAUUCACUGAAAGAAUUAGGGGAAAGGUUGAGGAUGCUCAAAGUGAAUUUACAUGACAUUUGAGACGGACUGUCCGCUGGAUCGUAAAUGGACAAAGAGGGAAAGAUCUUUCUCUCUCUCUCUCUCUCUCUCUCUCUCUCCAGUCUGCAGUUAUUGACUCUUCAGUGAUGGUAUCGGAGAUGCUCAGAUGAAACUUUAAUGAUCCAUGAUGGAAAAAAAUUUGAGUGCCAAUACUGCGAGAGAGAAAAUAGAUGACAUCCAAUACAAAUCAAGCGUUAAUGUCCAAACACCUGUUUGAGUGUCGGAGCGUGGAGGAGGAGGAGUGAGCGAAGAUCAGGUCAGCGGUGCAGAGGGGCUUUAACCGCAGUUCCUCCAGCGUCCACUAGAGGCUGUCUGAAAAGGCAAGAAGUCCCAUUAACAUUCAUGUUAGUUUGACAAAUUAACAUGUUUAAGGUAAGGCAAGUUUAUAUUCAUACACAAGGCAAUUCAGUGUGCUUUACAGAUGAGGGGAAAUACAUUUAAAAAAAUCAAAAGGAGAGUCAAAUGAUUUAAAAUUAAAAAGACAUAAAAUGAUUUUAUAAUCAAUAAGACAAACAGAUGAUUAUUUUCGUCUGUUACGUGUUUGCCCCGAACACCAUGAAUCCAAUCCACUUUAUUUCUAUAUCACAUUUUAAGUGCUGCACAAUAACAUUAAAAGAACAAACACGGCAGAAAACAUCAUAGAAAUAAAUAAAAGCAGGUAAAAAACAUUUAAAAUCAAAUCAAAUAAAUGAAAUAAAAACACAAAAGCAUAAAAGUAACAAAAGUGAUAAAAGGACCAUUUUAUAUUAGUUGUACUAGAUUUGUCGUCUAUUUAACAACAACAACAUUUUACAAACCAUAAAAAUGUUUCACAUCAGCACAAAACUCUUUCUAUAAACACAAAAAAAGAAACAACUUAAAAUUUAAGAAAUGCAAAUAGAUUUUAAAAGAUUAAAAUAUUUGUAUGUUUUGUAAAUUAUCUCACUCUUAUACUACAAAAGUAACAGCUAAGUGUUCGACUGCCGUGUGAUGAUUGUUUUUUAAUUUACUGAACCUGCUCCAGACAGUUUCUCAGCAUAUUUACUGACUGUUGGAAAUAGAUCAUGAUAAAAAAUACUAUUAAAAAGAUUCAAAAUGAGAAAAAAAGGACGGUUUUGUCGUAGGAACCCAUCAGAAAUACAUCUGAAUUUUAACCCGGCAGCAUUAGAGUCCAAACUCUGGGGUGUUUCUCAGUGUUCUGAUGAUAUUUCUCCUCAGUUUUCUCAUUUCCUCUUUUUUGAUAAACCGUCUCAAACCUCAUUUAAAUGAGAAUCUUCAGGUCCGUUUUUCUUUGCUGUUUCUUUGUUUUUGGCGGAUCUCUGAAUGUUCAUGAUUUCAUGUUUCUGCUCUGAGCAUGACUGACCGCCAGCUGCCGCCUCGACCCGGCUGACUGAGCGGUCUGUUUGUUUGGGAUGAAGAUCAAAAAUAUACUUCAUCUCUCUGAGAAGUAUUUUGGUUUAUAGAAACGUCUUCAGCUCUGAAGAGAUGGCGGCUCGGUUUUCCCCUUCACAUCUUCUUCCUUUUUCUUCAGUUAACUUCCUCAGAUCUUCAUCUCAGACCGGACCGCUUCAUUCUCUUUAUACGCCGAUGAUAUGACGAUUUUCCUCUCAGACGAAUAGAUCAUCCUUUUAGUCUGAGAUGUAAUCAGAGUUGGAUUCUCAUAGUUGAUUUAGAGCGGAGAGGUGCUGCUGCUGUUUUAAUAAUCCUGUUCUUGUUCGAGUCUUUGGAUGGUGGAUGACUUGAUCAGUGUCAGAUCGAGGUGGUGAAAGAUCGGAUCAGAUUUUGACCUUUUGUGCUUCUGUGUCACUCAGCAUGACGAACAAGAAUAGAACCCACCAAUCAGACGAGGAGAGACAAAACAGGAAGUGGCACAGGAAGCAGCCGCAUCCUGGCAGCGGGCUAAUACGCGGUGGUUACUAAUGAUGACAGUUAUUGUUUUAAAACUAACCUGGAGUCCCAGAGAGUUACAGUCCCCAAACCUCCACCCUGACGUAGUCCUCUACGUCACACCACGGACCCCAAACCUCCACCCUGACGUAGUCCUCCACCAUACACCCGUCUGUCAAACGUAAAGCCAUGAAAGACGGACUUCGGCCUGAUUGAGCCGUGUGUCGUUACGAUAUCAAAACACCGACACACUCCUAUACAAUCAGACACACACACACUCACACACACACACAGAGCCCUGCAGGGAUCAGUCCAGCAGGCAGAACCUCAGAAAUGAGCGGAGCCGGUUCUUAAAACCGCUGACACCUUCAUCCAAACCCGGGCUGUGAGCUCAUUCGUCUGAGGCGUGGCGAGCUGCUCAGGACCCGGAGAACGAGCCGUCAUGUUUUACGUUUGUGGUCUCAGCGGUUCAGACUCUCGCUGCAUGAGUGAGAUGGCAGAAAUAAAGAUGGAUUCAGUCCACGAGGAACGGCGCCGUGAGCAGCAGGAAAUAGGAAUAUAGUCCGAUCUGGAUCUGUUUCUUCUCAGAUGGACUCUGAUAAGAAGUUGAUCUUCAGUUCCUCCAGAAUUAGACCGAGUUUGUCGGAUGACCUCUGAUUGAAGGUCCUUCUGUUUAGGACUGAGCAUUUUCAUUGAUUUAUCCGUAUUUGUGGUUCAGGCGGAUUUUUCCAGAACAACAAGAACAAGAACAAGAUGGCUGCCAGCAGUAAUGAGGAGUUUGACCUCAGAGAAACUCCAGUCAGCUGUUCAGUUUGUUGAAGACUGUUGAAGCUAAAGGCAGGAUGAAUUCAUCCACCAAGUCCAAGCCCGAGGUCGUGUUUCUCUUUGACCCAAGUGAGGAAGGACCUCAGUGUCCUCAUUCAGGACUGAGGGCAAAAUGGAUCCUGAGAUGGAGAGGCAGAGGGGUGCAGCGUCAGCACCACUGUGAUCGUUGUGAAGCCAAAGCCAAGAUCUACGGUCAGACCUUCAGCUGUGGUCAUGAACUCGGGGAUGAUACAGCCGAACGUUUUUCCUCUGAGGGGUGUCCAGGCUCAGCUGUAGGGACAAAGUCAGGCCACACCUCCUUUUGGUGGUGGAACUGGGAGAAGACCCCACAGUAGACCCGCCUUGUGAUCCUGUAGGUAGAGCUAGGUAGCGUUGCUAGGGAGAAGGAGAUGAGGUGCCGAGACUGAUGCCUCUGUGACCCAACCCUGAGGAGCAGAAGAAAGUGGACUAAGGACCUUACACACCAGGAACGAUGCAAAUAUACAUUUGUAGGUUUCUUUAAAGAAGGGGAAAAAGUAAACGUUAAGAAUUCAAAUCUGGUGAAGCUAAAAAAAAACAACAACAUCGUCAACAACGACAAACUCGUGCCGUCGUCCACCAUCAGCCUUUCAGGUGGACUUCAACAACACAGGUGCUCGUCUGAAAAGGCCAACUAUAACAGAUCAGGUCCUGUAGAAAGGACUUAGUCAUCCAACUACACACACACACACACAUACACACACACACACACACACACACACUGUUCUCAAAGUGGCUCAUUCAUUUCUCUCCAGACGUACAGUAACAAGCUCUGCUGAUCUGAUCAGAGCCAAAUGAAGAUUUGUUCAAUAAAGCUCUGUGUUGGAAACGUCUCGGGGAAAUGCGGCUCUUUUAUUGAAGUCAUUAAUUUUCCCUGCAGGGUGUCGGGUCAAGCCUUGGAGGGCUUUGAAACAUGGACGGCUGCUCUGUCACUCGAGCAUGAAAUGAACAGUCAGGAUUAACUACCUGCAGCUUCUCUCCGGCUCAGGCCUGAAGCAGCAUUUUUUCCCCUCUGGGUGUUUUUUCCUCGGACUCAGCCUGGUUUCUGUCCUCUACAGGCCUGUCGUCCUUCCUCCUCCUUCAUGCCGAUGAAUAAUCACAGUUUAGGAUCGCGCUGAAAACAAACAUGUCAGUUAAAGCAGCUUGACUGAGCGUUUCACGGCGAUGGUGUGAUUCCAUUCUUCAGUAUUUUGUCUUUUUUCUGUUCUGUUGUUCGGGGAGAUCAGCUCUGUUAGCAGGAGUCGAGGUUUUCUCUGCAGAUGUCUAAUUCAUGCAGCGUCUCAUUCACAAGUUGUGUUUCCCCAAAACAAAGCUGAUCUGGUGUUGUGAAUUAAACAUGACAAACGCUGUAAGAAGGAGGUUCAUUGGAUCUCACAGCAAAUGUACCGUAAACUUGAGACCGUAAACCACGUCUGAGGAUCUGUGUUUGGAGGUUUGAUCUGUCUUAUUUUAUGAAAACAUUAUAAAUUCAGCAACGUGGAGUUUCUGUGCAGCUGUGUAGCUCUAAGAAGUGUAGAUGUGUUUGAUACAGAUGUCACUCCAGGGUUAAUACUUUCAAUAACCUCGGUCUAAAUAUCUAUAAUCGUUUUUUUAAGGGAUGAUUUUAGGGAUAACAGCCUGAAACCGGACUUAACCAUCAGGUGUGUUUUGUUUUUGUUUAUAAGAACUAUAGUAUACUAGUUUGCAUACAAAGUCAGUGCGGGUAGAAGACCGAGAUAUUUGAUCCCCUUGAAAGUACAGAUAGUAAAGCAGUCUGACUGUAGGGCUGCACGAUUUUAGCCUAAAAUAAAAUCCAGAUUUUUUUCUCGGAAAACUCGAUUUUUUAUUUUUUAUUCUUUAUUCAGUGACAAAUUCACCAAACUUCACUUUAAAAAUAAAACGUUUUUCUAUCGUCUCUCAAAAUAAAACCACUGAAAACGAUGUAGUACAUGUGCCAAGCCAGUAAGUGGCGCUGUAACGCUGCACAGGAAAUUCACAUUCGCACUAUAGUUGCGCUUUGUGUCACAUGAUCGUUUCCAGAGAUGCAGACAGACAUCCACACGGAGAUGAAAUGGUCGUCGUUUACAGAUUUAUUCACUCUCUGACUUGUUUUCAAAAAGUAACGUUUACAGUCAUCUGAAACGCCGAUACGACAAAAAACUUUAGCGUUUCCUCCUGAAUUAGUUUCCGUGGUGACGGGUUGAUACCGCCUUCAGACAGACUUUGCAGCGGGGAGUGGUUUACUCUUCAUCUGAAACUGUGAAGUCGUACCAAUUCAACACGACUGACUCGCUCUUGUCCUAUUUAACCACGAAAUUAUCGCCUUCUUUCGCAAACGCCAUGUUUGUUUACACUGGUCUGGAGGGGUUAGACACUAUAGAGAGGAAAACUGAUUUGACCCGUUUAAUUUUUUAACAUGGUAAUAAUCAAAUAAUCUGAUUAGGAUUUAAAAUGGAUUAAUCGUGCAGCCCUACAGGACAGGACAGGUUCUGCAUUUGUGAUCGAUCAACAUUUGUACUUCAUGUUCUCUAUUUUUAUCUCCUUUAUGCGACAAAAUCAACAAAGAUGACAGGAGAGAAAGAACCCUACAAAGACCAGAACAGAUUUGGACCCGUGUGUCCAAAUAAAGUUCCUCUUUAUCAGGUCAAAACCUCCGAAAAAAACGAGGCUAGGAUGCUAACGAGAGCUAACACGGAGAGGAAACCUUUUCAUAACCAUGUUUUCCGUUUGCUGAUUCAUUAAGAAAACUCUCACACAAAGGAUCAAAGCGCCUGUUAUAACAUCCAGAAACCAUGAAAAUGUGACUCCUUAUCAGGACCUCUUUGUUUGGGUUCAGGCCCCCUUUGUGUCCCUGUAAACAGGCUGCCGGUCCGCUCAGGGCUGUGGCUCUGCUGUAAACGCCUGAUUGAGUUUAGACUUCCUGCUGCCUGAUAUAGAAAGAGGAAGUGAGGCACAUAAAAGAGGGUCCACAACAUGUGAGUGUGCACGACACAAUGUGGUACCAGUCUGGCACAGUACCCAGAAUUCCUGAGAUAUUUCUUAGAGGGAUCCAUGUGACGAAGGAGGAGGGCUGGGAGUAUUUUUAGGUGAAUCUGCAGAGUCAUGGAGCAGAGAAAGUCGAGGAAGGAACUGAAGUUGUUUUUAUUCUUGUCUUUAUUCACGGCUACCUGUGGGGUGGGGGGGUUCAGAGUCAGCUGCUCUGUGUUCGUUUUAUAAACCUGGAGGUCUGUGUUCAAGGGUUUAAGUCCUUUUAUGGAAGAAUAGUGAAGUCAAAUUAUUGCAGUCGUCUCCCUACUACGUGUUAAAAAUAUGAAGUGAAAACUCGACAUUUUUACGGCUCUUUAGCGUUUAUUGUACGAUAGGAAAGUUUUUCCCUUUUUUCGUCCUUUUCUUCAUCUGUAGAAGUUUUGUUUACCGACCAUCUUCCUGGAAAAACGUUUAUGUAAAUUAACUUCCAGCUCAAAACUUGCAUCGUUACACCCAGAGUUGAUGGUGUUCCGGUAAACAGGUCUGAAAACCAAGAUAGGCGCCUGAUGUUAAAAUGUUACGCUGUUUUUAAGUGUUGUUAGCUGUUGUUAGCUCUUUUUAGCUCUUUUAGCUGUUUUCAGCUGUUGUUAGCUGUUACGCUGUUUUUAGCUGAUUAAGCUGUUCUUAACCGUCUGUAGCUGUUUUCAGCUGUUGUGAGCUGUUGUUAGCUGUUAUCUUUUUUUAGCUGUUUUAGCUGUUAAGCUGUUUUUAAAUGUUUUUAGCUCUUUUUAGCAGUUUAGCUGUUUUUAGCCCUCCUUAGCUGUUGGUUGUUUUCUGAGCUGUUGUUAGCUGUUGUUAGUUCUUUUUAGCUGAUUUUAGGUGUUUUUAGUUGUUUUUAGCUUUGUUAGCUGUUAUUUGUUGUUAGGUAAACCAGUUGUAAACAGCACCUAACACCUAACACAGUAUUUGACUCGUACAAACACCAUAGCACUGAGUUCACAGUUAGACGUUGGUCAGCACAACAUAAACCACUUAUUUAAUUUCACAAAGACAAAACAGAAGUGCGAAUAAAUAAAACAUUAUAAGAGUUUUCCAGAUGAAUUUCUGACUUGGAGCUCGGAAAUUCCGACUUCCGAGUACAACUGGAAUGCAGCACUACACCUUGUUCCAUCUGUUAUAAUACAGGCAGUCACCAGGGGGAGCUCUAAAAGAUUUGUCUUCACUGCUAUAGAAAGCUGUCUGCUUUUCCUGUUUUUAUAGUAAAGUGGAAAAAUCACUGAGUCAGUCUUUAAACAGUCAGUAAGAAGUCAGUAAAUGUGGACUCGGCGUCCUCUGAAGGUCGGAGGACUUUAAACGGUAAAACUCUUCUUCACGUGUUUCUGGUUAAAGUGACUUUAAAUAAACAGAUUUAGUUUCUGCAGCCUGUGGAAAAAAUCACUGCAGAGAAGAAGAGCGCUCUCCUCCUCACCUCCUCUGUCUGCGCACACACACACACACACACACACACACACACACACACACACACACACACACACGCACUCUCAGGUGAGUCGGCCACAUGAUGACAGCGUGGGUCCUCGGCUUCAGUCUCAUGACUCAGCUCAGCAGCUGAUGAGCGGCUGGAAACUGUUAUCAUGAGCUUUCUCUCUCCUGUUGUUCCCUGCAGUUCUCAGCGGCGCCGUUCUCUUUUUAACGUCUUCAGGCCGCAGCGGCGUAGCAGCAACACUUCCUGUCCUGAUUAUCACUGUCACUGAAGCUCUCGUUAACUUUGUCGCUGCAGAAAAAAACACUUCAUCACUCAGAAACGUUAAGUUUUUCUGUCUUCUGUCUCCAGCCCUCCGUGUUUUUGGCCGACAUUAAUCCCUCUAGUUAAAUAUCAAUCAGCCGCUCCUCUUUGAGCGUCACUGUGGGAAAAUCCUGGAUAUAUUUUUACCCUCACUGCACCCUGUAGUUUCUCUGACCCGGUGUUUUGUGCAGCGUCGUGCUUUUCCCUCCAGCUGAGAGAAGGAAACUCUCCAUCCUGUAAUUACUCGCACGCUCGCUCUUCUCCUCCUCUCUUAUCUGGUCCUGCAGAGACGAGUUUUCUGACACACUCGAGAACAAACCGAGAAGCGUGUCUGUAUCCAUGUCAGCCUCCAUAUCUGAGAGGAGAGCGUCUGCACGUGUGCAGAGGCGGCCUCCGCUCAGCUCCUCUGUGGGUCAGCAGACAGAACAUUUACCGUCCUGACAGAUGGGAAGCAGUUGGCGUAUCUGACAUGAUGGUCCGAGUUCUGAAGCUUGGGCUCGGCUCCGACUGUGUGGGCUUCAUCUUUGAUGUGAACACUCGGCUUAGAAAUAUAAUGGAAUCACUGAGCUGCAGAUCGCAGAGAUGAAGCUCUACAGGAACUUCUGUCGUCGGGUAUAAAAGCUGCAUGAGUGGAUGAUGGUGGUCUCCUACUUUACCUGCUGCAGCGCUGAUCUUCAUGUUUGGAGUGAUGGAUGUUGGUCAAACUCACCUGUACUCUUAAAUUAAUGCAGCGUCGCGUCAGAGAUCAGGGCUGCACGAUUAAUCGGAUUAUUUAAUUAUGACAAUGUUAAAAAAAUUAAAAUCCUCAAAUUGAUUUUCCUCUCUAUCAUGUCUCGCUCCUCCAGGCCAACGUAGGCUCCUCCUUCUCCCCAGUUCCCACACACACCAGUGUAAACAAACAUGGCGUUCGCAAAAGAAGGCGAUAAUUUCGUGGUUAAAUAGGACAAGAGCGAGUCAGUCGUGCUGAAUUGGUACGACUUCACAGUUUCAGAUGAAGAGUAAACCACUCCCCGCUGUAAAGUCUGUCUGAAGGCGGUAUCAACCCGUCACCAUGGAAACAAAUUCAGGAGGAAACGCUACAGUUUUUUGUCGUAUCGGCGUUUCAGGUGACUGUAAACGGUACUUUUUGAAAACGGGUCAGAGAGUGAAUAAAUCUGUAAACGACGACCAUUUCAUCUCUGUGUGGAUGUCUAUCUGCAUCUGUGGAAACGAUCAUGUGACUCACAGCGUAACUCUUUUAUGGCGCCAAAACGACCUUUAUACACAGGAGGGCCCGACCGAUAUGGAUUUUUUGGGGCCAAUGACGAUACUGAUUAUUGGGAGGGAAAAACAUCUAGUUACGAUUAAUCGGCCAAUUUUUCAAUUUUUUUAUUAAGUUAUAAAAAAUACUUAUAUUAUACUUCUUGCCGACAGGAGGACCGACUGAUCAAACUGGGACCAGAAAAGCGUUUUCAAGUACCGAUGGGCCGAUAAACCGAUAAGUCUCAAACGGGCUAAAAUUAGCCGAUUUAAUCAGCUCACCCAUAAAUUGGUCGGGCCCUAAUACACGUGCUCUGUACUCUUCUUCUAUCUUUUGUGCACUUCCUGUGCAGGGUUACAGCGCCACUUACUGGUUUGGCCUAUACACUACAACAUUUUCAGGGGUUUUAUUUUGAGAGAUGAUAGAAAAACUUUUUAUUAAAGUGAAGUUUGGUGAAGUUGUUACUGGAUAAAAAAUAAAAAAUUGAGUUUCUUAGAGAAAAAAUCUGGAUUUUAUUUUUGGUCAAAAUCGUGCAGCCGUACUGUCAGAGAUGCGUGUCUUUGGUGAUGUUGUAUAACAGCAGUGAAGUGUGGAGUUUGUGGAGAAUGAGGUCUCCUGUGUAAACUUCAGUCACCUGAUCAGACUCUUUAUUUUUAUAUCAAAGUGAAAAACCAGAGAAACAAACACGUCCACAUUAGGACCUCGGUAAAACACUCAGCAGGACUCAAACCUCUCUCACUUCACUCUGCCGUUCACCUGCUGGGCCUCACGGGUGAGACUCGCAGACAAACACGUUCAGGUCUGACUGCUGACUCAGACUCUGCGGGGACGUUGAAGUCAGAUACCAUAGUGGUGCAUUUUCCUCCAAAGAUAUUACAGAAAGUGAUUACGCUGCAGCAGACUGAGCCUUUCUAAUGAUACGCUCUGCUUGUUUGGUCCAGAUAUACCCAAUCAUCUUCUCUCUAAUCUGAUCUGAAGUCACCGUCUGUUCUGACUCACCUGUAAGGGGAUUAGACUUUUGAUGGAUCGUAGCAAUAACCCUGACCCCGGGCGGCGAACGCUCCGCCGGUGACAAGUGUCAGUCAGCACCUCGUACGGUGUAAAAACAGGAGCUGGAGACCGGAGCGAACUCUGUCACCGACAGGAACAGGAGUCUGAGCGAGGACUCUUAGACCAGGUUUUAAAGGAGGACCUGACCCCGUCUGAGCACGAAUAGUUCCUGACUCAGAGAGCGCUCGAACCUCAGAAAUGUUGUGUCUGCAUUAAAGCGGCACAACUGUGUGAUAAAUGGACUUCAGCGCAGACCUCCACCAGGACGGAGGUGAUAGGAGGUAAUUGGAGCCCCUGUGGUCCAGGAUGAUGGAUGUCUGUGAACUCGGACUUUAAAUCAGCAGCAAAAGUCCAAGUGAGACAAAAACUGGAUCUGAAAUCAUGAGUUAGAGGAGUGAGGAGGUCCUCUGUGUUUUUAACGGACACACAGCUGAGCGGAGAGCCACGCACAUUCAAAAUAAAAAACUCAUUUUUAAGAUGAGCUGCUUUUAUUUAACCGUGGCGGUGCGCUGCGAUAAAAAGGGAAACGUGACAAACUUUGUAACAAUUUCCUUUUGCUCAACGUCCUUCAAGUUGAAAAUGUUUCCAGAAAACUGAAGUUGACCUUUCUUCUAAAACAAACGCUUCCUUUCUGCCGUGUUUUCAAUCACUCGCUCCUCAUAUUAUUGAUCCGCACACGUCACACGCUCGCUGCUGCUGCAGCACGUAACAGAGGUGCAUUCUGGGUGUUUUUCCAGCCGCAUUAAAUCGUUUUUCUUUAAUUAUAACGUUUUUAUGAUCAUGAGAAGCCAAAAUUAAAACCAUGAUUAAAAUUUGAUUAAUCGUCCAACACGGACUGGUUCUGAUCGGUCGAUUAAAAAAAAACAGUCUUUAGGAACUUUUUUUGUGAUUUCUCGAUGAAGCAGGUUGUAGUAAUAGUAGUAGUGGUAGUUGCUGCUGUUGUUGUUCUUGUUGUGUAGUUGUUGUUGUGUAGUUGUUGUUGUUGGAGUUGUUGUCCUUGUUGGAUUUGUUGUAGUAGUCUUCAUAUUUGUUAUUGUGGUUGUCAUGUCGUUGUUGAAGUUUUUGUUGUUGUUCUCAUCGUUGUCAUGUCAUUGUGGUUGUUGUUGUGGUUGUUGUCACUGUCGUUGUUGUAGUUGUCACUGUUGUUGUUGAUGUUGUGGUUGUUGUUGUUGUUGUGGUUGUUGUUGUGGUUGUUGUGGUUGUUGUUGUGGUUGUUGUCACUGUCGUAGUUGUAGUCAUUGUUGUUGUUGUGGUUGUUGUCACUGUUGUUGUAGUUGUUGUUGAUGUUAUUGUGGUUGUGUUUUUUGUCAUUGUUGUUGUUGUUGUCGUCAUCGUAGUUGUUGUUGUUGUUGUUGUGGUUGUUGUGAGGAAUGCUGCAGUUUAGACUUAAAGACACACUCUUGUAAUCAGAUUUCUGUGUUCCAGUUGUGUGUUUGUCAGCGUCACGCUGUGUGGCCCUCUGUUAUCUGCCGGCCCUUUAAAACUCGUCUGUCGCUGCGUAACGUGAGAUCAGGUGUUACAGGUGUUACAGGUGUUGGCGUUCACACCUGCUGAACGUCUCACAGAGAGACCGACACAGCGGCCUGACACUUCAGGCCACAAACAGACUCUAAUAUCAGGACUGUGUGAAUCUGUGAGGCUGGAAGUCUGUUUUUUUGGACGCAGAGAAACACACUUAUUCAACAGAAACACCUUUUUCUUCUUCUGUGUCUCUCUGUCCGUCCUCUUGGGUGAAAUGACGGCGAGUAUUUCAGUCCCGCUCACUCAUGGAUUUAAACUCUCAUUAUCAAGUGAAUCGUUCUGUUAGAGAAACUUAAUCCCUCACUUAAAUCGAUAAUAUCUCUGUUUAAAGUCUCCUCUCACACAGUCUCAGAUGGAUAUCUUUGAACUGGUUUGGCAGGAUGCCUCACUGGAAUCAUGUCUCUUUAGUGAACCUGCAGAAACAUCCCUCAAAUAUAUCAGACUGCUUUUAUAACGAUAACAGCUCACAGUGGGAGGAGCUUGUUCCAGAGCUCAGCUGUGAGUGUGUGUGUGUGUGUGUGUGUGUGUGUGUGUGUCUGUUGGUGUGUCGUUGAGUUUGUCGCUCUGGAGAGUUAGAGUCAGAACUGUGAAAGCAGCGCAGACUCCCACGAGCCCCUCAGGAGGAGAGUCAAAAAAACACAAAUAACAAGCUGCAGCCAUCUGGAAGCUGGCGUGCACGCAAACAGUAGCCUUCUGGCCCCGCCCACUGAGGAGAAACUCAGCCAAUACAGAUCAUCUGGGGAAUAUCAAGGAUUUAAUUACAAGUGUUCACAGCAAACGAGAAAUGAGUGGCAUGAGCGCCGAGGGGAAUAUUGGAGCGCCGGUUUAUAAUUCAACUUCUUCAUCACACAGGAAGUCUUUAACGCCGCAGUAAGUGGCUUCUAGUGUAACUUUGUCUGCGACGUGCCUGCAGGUGUUCGUCUCUUCAUACAGCAGAAAAAACCCUCAGCUCCGACGUUUCCUGUUCAACAUCCUUUCAUGAAAUUAAGACGCUCUAAAGAAAACAAGUUUUUGUUACUUUGACCAAAUUUAAAAUCAUUAAAUUUACUAAAUGAGAUUAAAAAAAAUGUCCACACAAAGACAGAAAAAUAAGAACACUUGAAUACACACACACACACACAAACUUGUUUACAAACACGCUCGGUUCAGCCCGACCCCGGCGUUCUGUUCGCUCUGUCCGGCUGCUGAAAGGUCAACUUCGCUCCUCUCCUCCCCUCUUUGUUUGAGUCUCCUUGUUUCCUAUCUCCUCAUCUCCUCUCCUCACUGUCUCCUCCCUCCUCUUUAGAUCUCAGUGUUUUUGAAAUAUUAGAAAUACCUCUCGGUGUAAAAUUACAGUUUAAAAGAAGUGAAGUUACCAUCUCUAAACGAUAAACUCUCAUGUAUCUGUCGUUGGAUUAGCUCGGUAAUCCCUCGGAGGAUCAUUAACAUCACAUCUAAUCUACCUGUCAUCAUAGAUGUAGUGUCCUAGAUCAGCAACAUGAUGAUUCUUCUUCUGUGUCUCUGAACAUUUACAGAGACAGAAAACUGAGACAAACUCUGCAGCUGAGCGUUCAUCCUGUUACUGAAGUUACUGAGACUGAAACACGUUCGUCUCUCAGGUGACCUGUCGACUGAAUCUGAUUUUCCUCGGCAGAAUCACAGACGAAUGUUCGGCGUUUUUACGUCUGUGUUCGCUGCACAUGCGGCGGAUACGGACGUGAUUAUGGUCCCGCUUCCUGAUCCUGUUGUUAUCUGCCGGCUGAUCUGAGCUUUGUGGGAUAAAACCAACAUUAUCUCCCAAAAUGAUAAUUGAAUAUCCUCUGGUGGAUCUGGUUUCCAUCUCGGAGAAGCUCUUAUGGUUAAACUGUGUGGAGUUGAUCAUCGUUUGUUUUAUAAACAGAUUAUCGGCUAAUUUGUGGGCUGAAGACGUUCCUUUGAAUUAUGGAUAUCAGAGCCUGAAUGUUGCAGAAACAAACGUUAUCAUACAAACACUUGGAGUUUAUCUGAAGAGUCUAUUAUCUGACCUUCAGAGGAGCUCUCCCAUCGCUGUCUGUUCACACGUGUCCCUCAGAUAUGAGAUCAAAAAAUGCAACAGUGGACGAUGCAACUGAGACCUAUGAUUAAAGAGUUGUAUUUGGCGUGAAGACAUCUUUGCUUUAUCCUGUUACACGCUGCUUUUCUUAUGAACGCCAUCGCCACUGUCAGGUUAGUGAUGUUCCUCAGGAGGUCAAACUAUAAAUUAGUAUUAAAGCUCAAACGGUGACGGUCUACUCGUGUAUUUUUGGUUCGACUCCUCUGACUUUGGGAGCUCGUCCUUUAACACUGUGGAUGUCUCGGACAGUCAGCGUUCAUAUAUCUUGUUUACUGCUGGAGGGGCGGAGCUUGUCGCUGUCAUAUAUCUUGUUUACUGCUGGAGGGGCGGAGCUUGUCGCUGUGACCAACAGGAACCUGCUCCAUCCAUCAGCGGUGGGAAUGAAGCCGGGUCUGGGUCUCUGGUGUGUACUAUAUGUUUUAAUAGCUGCUGUCGGGUCGGGGUCAGUGUCCUGAAAUUCAUUUAAAUCAGGAAGUGGAUUUUUGUUUUUCUAAAUCUGAUUAACUGGGAAACUAAUAAAACCGUCUGCUGUAGACCCGUCUGUAAUUUGGUCCACAGAGCAUGAAAAAAACAUCAUCUCCUCAUUGGUGGACAGUUUCAGUCAGUGGAUAAAUAACGGCUGCAGUUCAUUUGUGCUCCUGUGGUGUUCCCUUAGGUCCUCUCCUAGGUCCUCUGUUUCCUUCUGUGAUGUCCUAUCAGAGCUUUAACAGUGUCUCCUAUCACUGUUAUAUUAAACCUUCAAAAAUGUCAAGAAAAAUCAAAGUUACAGGCAGAGCCGGAGUUUGUCAACAGGUAAGGCGGGCAGUUGUUCGGAGCCCCAGGCCACUAGGGGGCCUCCAAGGGCUCACGAACCUUACUCCACAAAAAUGUCCUGAAUAGGGUCGGGGAUCGAGAAUCAAGACUCAAUGUGGAGCGGGACUAACAUUCAGAUUCUCCCCGAAUCUUUUAAAUUUUAAAAUUUAGAUUCCAAGUUUAAAUGCCGGAGUCCGCCGACCGGAAGAAAUGGUCGCCGAACACCAAUAAGGACGUAGCGUGAGAAAUGAAGCCACACAGAGAGAGAGAAGAGAGAGAGAGAGAGAGAGAGAGAGAGAGAGAGAGUAUACAUUGCAACUCUGAUUUGCAAGGAAAAAAACAGCCAAACGUGAACCGUUAACUGUUAAUGAAACGCUAUUAAUGAAAGUUGUGGCUUAACUAGCUUAAGUCUUACCCCGGAUUUCCACCUCUUCCUGAUCGUCGACUAAAAGGUCGUAUCCUCCGAUCGUAGCUGAUCGUAACCAUUCAAGUUAACGUGUCAAUUUACACCGACUUCUUUCCGUUCCUCUGCGGAUAAAUUCAGCACAGAUUAACCCGUGCUGGAAAGGAAGUCGGGCACAGACACAAAAUAAAACAUCCGGCUUCUUUUCAAAAUAAAACACUCCGUGUUUCAGGAGGAUCGUAUUUCACACCAUGCAAACGGGCGGAGACGAACAAGUGAAAGGUUUUUAGACGUCAUUUCACCCCGAUGACACCAUGGAUGAGGAGAUGCUAAGGGAUGCAAUCUACUGCUUAUAUGUCUAUGUGUCUGUCUUUAGAGGGACGAUUCGUUAGAUUGAACAUGAAUCCGCUGGUUCUUGAAAGUUCUCAUAAUUCCCACUAAUCUGCCACAAAAUUCGCCUCACAAACGGAUCCAGUAGGAGAUGGCGGUUAGAACAAGAGUGAAGUUCUGGUUAUUGUGAUAAAAACAAACCAGAGCUGUAGAUAUUUUAGAGCAAAGUUACGUAGUGGUAAUGAUAAAAGUUUCUGUUUCUAACCUCUUUUGUUGGUUUCAGAUCAUUUAUAUUUUCUUGUUUAUCUUAUUUUUUUUAACUUGUCACAGGGGCCCCUUGAGAAUUUCUGCUCGGGGCCCCACCACACUCGAGAAUCGUCUCGAGUUACAGUUUAAAGAGAGAGAGAAAGAAAGAUGAAACACCAUCACAGGCAGUAAGUUAAAAAAAAAACAGAGAAACAGGAUGAAGAAGGAGACUAAAAACCAACAUCAGUCAGAGAGAGAGAGAGAGAGAGAGAGAGAGGCUGACAGCAGAGUAACAUCUGCGAGGAUAAUUAUUAUAAUGAUUAUUAUUUAAUAUUUAAUGUUUAUAUGAUUUUAAGGAUCAUGAAUCUUUAUAUGAAGUAAAAGUGAGUUUGAGACGACCGACAGAAACAGAGAACUGAAGAAAAGAGGAACGAAUGUCCUCCUCCACAGGGCCCCUCUAAUACAGGAACUGAUGUUACACACACACACACACACACACACACUCAUAGCUCAAGGCUGCAUAAUCUGAUCUCCUGUUUAAGUGAGCGCUCAGAGUCCAGGGUUCGAACAGGAGCAGGAAGAAGAGAAACUCCAGAAACAUCAAAAAUCUGAUCCUGGACUUUCUCCAACCAGAACAAACCGACAAAUUGAGAUAAUCCUGCGUCCCUGUUCAGCUGUAGACCGCAGAUCAGCUUUGGAUCUGGACUUCAGAGUCUCUCUGCUCCUCAGACCGCAGCAGGAAAUCCUUUAGAAAAGACCCUCAGGGAAUAUCAGAGCGAAUAUUGACAAUGGCAAUAAAACCUCGUCUGAUUCUGAUCUGAUUCUGAUUAAAGGAGUUAAAAACGGCGAGACGUUCACGCUCUUUCAAAAACAUCCAAAUCUGAGCGGCCGACAAAGAGUUAACUCUGACCUCUGGGGACCUGAGUCUGGUUUAUUUGAAAUGUCACAUACUGGAUCUAAACAAACGGAGAACAAACAUACAGAGAGGGACAUGUUUCCACUGAGGUCUGAGCCAAAGAAAACGUGGCGAGGGUCUGAUGACACUCCUGGGGUCGGCGCUCAGAUGUCAGCGAUGCUGUAAUCGCGGCGCGGUCAAAAAGCCAAACACGAAAAAUCAGACUGGAGUCAGUCGGCCCCGGGCUCCGAAAUAUUCAGGCCGGUCUGAACCCGGGGGUCUCUGCAGUGAGAGGAACAGAUGUGGAGCUUUAAAAAGAGCGGAAUAUUCCUUUAAACUGAGGAGGAGCAGACGUCUGCCCGCCGGAGAGGAGGAUCACAACCUCCGAGACUGACUGACUGAGGGCGGCGAGGGCGCUCUGUUAGACAGGUGUGUGUGUGUGUGUGUGUUUAUGAUGUGUGUGUCCUGGCUGUGACCCAGUUGUGUAGUGUGUUGUUGACAUGUUCGAUGGUGUAACAUUACCGUCUUCCUGUUCCUGCUGUUUGACUGUCAACAAGAAUGUUUGGCAAACAGCCACAAAAACACACACACACACACACACACACACACACACACUCAGGCAGGUCCCUGCUGGCCUUCUGCAUCUCUGUGCUGCUGACCCCCAGUUGACCCCUGACUCCUCGCUGUCAGAGAGAAACGGCACAGGAAAUGUAGAGGAAGGACCCGAACGGGCCUCCAGAACAGAACAGAACAGAACAGAACCACCUUCAUUAAACUGAACUGUGACUACAGACUAUAAAGAGGAGUCACGAGAGGAGUUUUUAGUUUCAGGUUCAUGAAUAAAAUUAUGACCUUAAAUCUUCGUCUAGACUCUGAAACAGUUUCUCCGUACGAGGAGCGGGCCGAGACCGCUGACUUGUACCUGCAGCAGGUGUGUCGGGCGCUGGUUGAAAUCCUCUCUGCCUCGAUGCUUCUCUCUUAUUUUCAUUUAUAAACUAACAGGUAAAACCAGCUGAAGUUUUCCGAAGCCCCCCUUACCUCAUUAUCACCGUAACAGAGCUUCAGUUUAUCCCGGUCUGAAGACAUGUCAGAGAAAAUCAGGAGAUGAAGUAUUUACCAAACAAAUACUGUGACUUUUCAUUAAAUGGAAAAGAGAGACUAAAAUCUUUAACUUAAUUUAAACCGGGACAGCAUGUACGCAUCUCAACUGUCCGAGCCGGGAGACGUGUGUACGUCAUUUCUCAACAUUCUUCAGGGUUUCAGAGUCUCAGACAGGGCUCAGGUCUGAAUGGGUUAAAUUUGUUGACUGAAACGUUUUCAAUCAAAAAUGACUAAAAAAGACAGAAAUUUUACCAAGUCUAAGUUUGUCCAACUGUGACUCCUGAACCUGCAGGAGGAGUUUGAUGAGGCUGUUUGGUUCACCAGGUUUACCCUCAGAGGACACGGACACGUGUUCUGUGUGAAACCAAACCUUGACUCAUUAUUUUGACCCAAACCAGCAGCUCAACCGUCCGGUUUGGUCUGUAAACCCAAACGACUCGGUCUGGUUAAAGUGGAUCUGACGGUUUAGGUGGGAACGAUUUGUCAACGGUUUCACUCAGGACACCUGAGAGCUCGACAAAGUCAGAGUAACGACGUUUUAGAUGGUUUUAAAUCAGCAGGAAAAACAGUCAAACAAACUGAUGUUAGGAGUUAGUCAGGAAACUCACUGGAGAGUUUAAAAAAGUUUAAAAAGAAACUCUUUAAAAAGUUUGUAGAGUUUAUUUUCUCUCUGAAAUUAGAAAAAUUCGACAAAACGAAAAUAAAACUUUUAAAGAGUCUGAAGGAGAAGUGAGGGGGACGAGAUCUGAGGGCUAAAAAUGUGUUUCCUCUAUUUCACACACAAACACACACACACACACACACACACACACACACACACACACACACACACAAACACACACACACACAAACACACACACAAACACACACACACACACACACACACACACACACACACACACACACUUCCUCAGAAUAAAGACUCUCUAUCUGAGUCUGAUGUUCGUCUCUGUGAAGCAGGUCAGCCUCUUGUUUGCGUCGUCUUCUUCCGGUCCUAAUAGUUCUGGUUCAGAACUAUUUACAGAACCGAGGACAGAAGGUCCUGAAGUGUCGGAGAAUGUCUUCAGUGUCUCAUUGUUCAUUGAGUUAUAAUAUAUUUUUUAGAUUCUUCUUGAUUCUUUAUCCUGCUGCUCUCAGAUCAAACAGGUGAUCGUCCUCAUUGAUCAGCCGUCAUAAUAAGGAAGUGAAGAACAUUUUCAGCUCUGACUGAUAUUUAAUUUAUUUAGAGGUAAUAAAACAUCAAAAUGAAAUAAUGUGAAUAAUUAACAUUAGAUUUAUGGAGCCCUUUGUCACUGGCUCAAUUUCUGUCCGCUUCUUCAGCCGACGAUUUCAAAACAUCUUCACCAUCAGUUAAAAUCAUCAAAGUGUAAAUGCACGGCUCAUUAACACACCUGUCACAUGACCUGACACCUGACCUGCAGCAGGACCGUUAUCUCUGCAGCGCUUUACUCUGAUAUUUCUGUGAAAUAAUGUCUUUAAAACCGAGAUAUAAAAUCAUAACGAGUCGUUUAAAGGACUCGUUACUGAAACUGUGACUCCAGAGUUUUAAAAGUGUUUCUGAGUUACAUAAGGAGACGACCUGCUGAGAUCGACUCGAGCUGUAAGAUCACAACUCACAGCAGGACGACGGAGGUCAAAAGGUUUAUUAGUAAUGAAGGAUUAGGCUGUGUGUGUGUGUGUGUGUGUGUGUGUGUGUGUGUGUGUGUGUGUGUGUGUGUGUGUGUGUGUGUGUGUGUGUGUGUGUGUGUGUGUGUGUACAAUAGGGGCCUAUAUCAGCCUGUUCUGUCUGAUCUGCUGCCAGAGGAGAUUAGGUCAAAGCAGGCGUGUACAUACACUUUCUACAACAUACAAACACACAAACACGUUUUUCUCAUUUUCACGUCCAUCAGACUUUUCUGUCCCGUGACUCUAAACUUCGUCGUCAUGAUUGAACGCUCUCAUAGAACAUAGUGUGUUUGACGUGAACGACCAUUAAACCGCAGAGUCCUGGACACGCCCCCCCACUAAGAUGCCCCAUGCUCAGAAUCAUGUUGGUACUAAAACCCGGGUCUGGGUAUCAGGACUUCAAAAGUUCAGACUAACUUGAACUCUGACUUUAGUUUGAGAUCGUUUGUUCUGACUGGUUUUCAGGUGAAAUGACGGCGAGUCCCUGGCGGCCCCGCCCUCUGCGGCUUCGUCAGUAAAGGUUGUGUAACACGGAGGUCGUCUGUGCUCUGACACAGGCUGAGGGUUCGACGCUGAGGAGCCUGAGAGUUUCUGCUAAGUGAUUUGACAGCGUGAAGGAACCUCCCCAGAGCUCAAUUAAAAACACACACACAGACACACACACACAGACACACACACACACACACACACACACACACAGCCCAGCUCAUCCAUACUGACACACAGAAACCUACAGAGAGUUGCGUGUCGACUCGUCGCACGCGAACGCAGCUGCAUGAUAAGCAUCAGUAAUUGACAGAACAAACCACAUUUCUGGUGACGGCGUGGGCAAAGAUAACAGCGGCGUUAAAAACACUCCCAUGUCACUCUGUGGUUUUUUCACAUCAAUCGUUACGACCCGCCCUUUAACAAAGCACAGCCUGAAGAGGUUCGACUGUUUUUAUGAUGAUCACGUUCUUGGAGAAAAGUGAGACUGAAAGUUUUUCUGAUGCUUCUCAUAAAAAAAUUAAAAAAAUCACUGUGGUGAUUUUUAGUUAAAUCAGUCCUGCAGGAGUCAAAGAUAAAAAGCCACAUCUCAGCCUCUGGUUCCUCACUGAUGACUCUCUGUGGUUUUGGAUGAUAGACUGAAAUAAACAAAAACAGCAGAAGAAGAAGAAGUCUGUGGUCGAGGCGUCGGUUUAGUUGAUUGUGUUCGAUUUAAUUCUCAUUUAUAGAGUUUAUGUGUUUCUGCUUUAGCUUCUCACACUCAUAAUAAUUCAGUUUACCGGAGAAUCAGACCGUCUGAAGUGACCUGCUAUAUAAUCCAGCAGAGGGCGCUCUCAUCGUAACCUGACCACUGAAUGUGACUCUUGACCUCCGUAAACUAACUCAGUGAUGUUAUUCACUAAAAACGGCAGCGUGUUCUUCUUCAUCUGUUUAUCAUGGACAAUAACAGAGACGUGGUGAACAACAAAUAUAGUGUAAAAUAUAGAAUUUUUUAUUUAAGAGGUCAGGAUUGAAGUCGUUGAAGAGAUUUGAAACAGUAAAAGUUAAAAAAAUUAUUAACACUUAUCUGCAUGUCUGAUUUCUGGACUUAUUGACCUCAAUGAUGAUUAAUAUUACGAAGGAGCGAAGCUGAAGAAAGUCACCACAGAAAUGUCUGAGUUCAGGUCAUGUUACAUUCUUCGAACAAGUCCAGCUGACCUUUCAACCAAAAAACUGGAUCACCGUAGAAAUGAGCUGACUUUGGAGAAAUGAUGUUUGUCCACAGAGGACCGAAUUAACGUGUUCGUUCGUGAUUUCAGUCUGAGCUCAUUGGUGAGAAAUAUUUGAAUGAAUCCUGUUAAAGCUGAAAAACGUAAAUGAGCUUCAACCUACAGAAGAACUCUGAGGGCAGGAAAACAUCUUUUUAACUUUGACUCUUUUCUUUAGCAAAGAGACUAAACACAACUCACCUACUCUCUUCCAGCAGACGUUUGUAGAGAGACCUCAGGCCAGUCCAUUAUGGACUACAGCGGGGUGCCGCAGCUCAAGGAAGAACAUUUAUGAUCAUUUCUUUAUCAUUUCCUUGAAGUAAUAAUCAUCAUAUUGAUCUUCAUAUUGCAGUAGUUCUUCUGUCUUAGCAUCUCGGUCUGAUUGUAUUUCCAUGAAGAAAUGAUCAUAAAUGUUCUUCUUGAGCUGUGGCACCCCGCUGUAGUCCGAAACAAGCGUCUGCUGGAAGAGAGUGGGUGAGUUGUGUUUAGUCUCUAAAGAAAUGAGUCAAAGUUAAAAAGAUGUUUGGUGUCUAGUACUAUGUCUGUGACCCUAUAUGUACUAACCUGAGUAGAUCAUGGUGUAGUUCAGUUUAGUAACAGAAUCUCAUUGGAAAAUUAGCUAAUUUAACUUUACUGUGCUCUUGUUCAAAUAUACUAACUCGACAGCACAUAAAUCCAUACCUGUUAACAAAAUCAUAAUUUUAUUGAUCAUGUGAAAGUUCCCUCCUCAGUUAUUCACAUUAACCACCUCCUCACUUUUUUCCCCUUUGUUCUUCUUCUCUAAGAAGUGAUAACAGCUGACUGGUCUUUGUCCUUCUCUGUGUUUCAGAUGUUCAGAGGUCCGGAGUAGAUGGACGGCCCGUCGUCGGUCGGCUCCAGAGUGCUGAAGCUCUGUAAAGUCAUCUCUGUUUUUAGUGCGAGCAUCCCUCAGGAGUUUAGUGUGUCAUCAGGACCUUGAGACCCCCCCCCCCCCCCCACACACACACACACACACACACACACACUCUCUCUCUCCUCCUUCUCCUCCUCCUGGUUGCAGUAAACCUGGCAGACCUCUAAUCUCUAAAAGAUUGAUGAGGUUCAGUCCGGGCACAGGAGGCCUGGCACAGCGUCGAUAAGGCAGCUUUCAUUUCACCACAUUUUAUCCCUCUCUCCUCCUUUCUUCUCCUCUUUUCCUCCACGCCGAGGGAUGUGGGGGACGCCUCUAAAGCAUGGGGGAGGAUUAUGACUCAACCCGGGGUGUGGAGGACCGUCCUCUGAACGGGAACCAUGAAAUACUCUGGAAAUGACACUCCUGUGUUCCUGUGUAGCUCUGUGUCACACGGACGUGAGUUAGCCGAGCGGGACGCCGAUGUCGGCAUGUUGUGGUCAAACUGUUGGAGCUGGAAAGUAGUGGAUCUGCUGAGGGACACUCAGAGCUGAGGGACGCCGCCACACACUCGGAGCGCUUCACGCAGGACCAUGUGCAACAUCUCCUUCUGUGAUGUGGACAGUAAGGUGGACCAGUUCUUCCAGCCCACGCUCUACAUCAUCGUCAUCGUCCUGGGGCUGCCCACCAACUGCAUGGCGCUGUGGGCGGCCUACAUGCAGGUGAGACACACACACACACACACACACACACACACACACACACACACACACACACACACACACACACACCGACCUGCCAAUAACCAGUAACUCUAACACAGCGGUUUCAAACUGAGCUGGCCCGGGUUCAGAUUACUUCCUGAAGCUGAAAGAGUCUUAAAGGUGAAGUAGACAGGAACCUGUUAAAGAAGAGUCUUUUUAUUUUGUGAUUAUAUAAACAAAACUCUUCUAAAAUCAGUCAAUAGUUAUUAGUUAUUGAUGACAUUUGGUAAUAUAUCGAUAUCUCUGUGUUCUCUUAUGUCUGUGUCGUCAACAUUUGAACAUUUUUGAGCGGUCCGCUCUUUCUGACUGUAAACAAAGCCGUUCUCCACCUCCUCUAACCUGAUUGGUUGUGAGGCAGACGCUGCUCCCCCGUGUCGUUCAGGAGCCCAAACAAAGUUAGCGUGCUACAAUAUCGGACAGUAGAAACCAACCAGAAAGUUCGGAAAAUUGUCUGAAUCCUCCUUUGGCCACGACUGCCGACACAAGCAAGAAAACAGUCAAACAUAAACAGUCAGCAAGAAAACAGUCAACACCAAACCGGUCAACAGGAAAACGGUCAACACCAAAACAGUCAACAUAAAACAGUCAGCAAGAAAACAGUCAACCAUAAACAGUCAACAAAAAACAGUCAACACCAAAACAGUCAACAAAAAACAGUCAACAAAAAACAGUCAGCAAGAAAACAGUCAGCAAGAAAACAGUCAACCAUAAACAGUCAACACCAAAACAGUCAACAAGAAAACAGUCAACCAUAAACAGUCAACACCAAAACAGUCAACAAGAAAACAGUCAACCAUAAACAGUCAACACCAAAACACUCAACAAAAAACAGUCAACAAGAAAACAGUCAGCAAGAUAACAGUCAACAAGAAAACAGUCAACACCAAACCGGUCAAAAAGAAAACAGUCAACAAGAAAACAGUCAACAAGAAAACAGUCAACAAGAAAAUGCUGCUCCCCCGUGUCGUUCAGGAGCCCAAACAAAGUUAGCGUGCUACAAUAUCGGACAGUAGAAACCAACCAGAAAGUUCGGAAAAUUGUCCGAAUCCUCCUUUGGCCACGACUGCCGACACAAGCAAGAAAACAAAGUAAAUACCGGAGACUCUGGAGGAAUAACGGGCGCUUAAAACGGAGGUAGACCGGACAAGAGCUAAAAAGCCGGGUCAACAUAAACGAUGGGGGACGCUUGGGGAUCUUGGUGACCCUGUAACCUUUCUGCUGGACAGGUAAACCGCUUUAACAAAGUAAGACAAGUGUCUGUAACAGAAGUGUUUCUUGUCAAACGGACCUGCUGUAGCGUGUUGUAGCGCCAUCGCUAAACUGUCCUCCCUCGGGUCCUGGACUAUGUCACUUUAUCCUCGUUGUAGAAGUCCUGCAAACAUUGUGUUUGCUGGUAGUCUGUUGGCAUCUACAGUAGCACCAAUGCUUUUGACUUUCACCUUGACUGGGCCCCAUUUGUAAUGAUCUGAAGUAUUUAUCUGCAUUAUAUCUGAAUUUAAUUGGAACGAUACGAGCGAGCAGGAGCAACUGUUUGUGGGCGGGGCUUACUGAAGCAUUAUAUUUGUCUUUGGAUAUGACACAGAUUGUUUUAAUUACCCCCAGUUUCCAGUUAAUUCCCAUAAGUUCCUGUGGAAAGUUUCUAAUUUGGAACAUUUCCAAAAUUCCCCACUGUCUCUUCCCGUGGAAAGUUUCUGGAAAUUUUCCACUCCUGUGCUGCCCAAGUCCACCCCUAAAACUGUGUAAAUGUGUCAGCCUCCUCGCAGACUAAGCCUCACACCCGUCCUCUUCACUAGGCGGGGUCUGGACCCGAGGAUGGGAACCCACGUCAUGGUGAUCCUGAUACUUCUGUAUAUUCUUCACUUGGGCUGCCACGAUUAUUCAGUCAAUCAAUCAAAGUUCAACAAUCAAAAUGGUCGACAACUAUCUUAGUUUUUUUUCUGCUUUGUUUUUCGCUCUAAAGUCCCGCGGCUCCCUCCUCUCAUAUCCUCCGCUGUGUGUGUUUUGUCCCGGACGCACAUGUGCAGUAGAGCUCAUAGAAGUCGGCGUCUGACGUCACGACAACUCAGUAACAAUGGCGAGCAGGACGUGACGCUCCAGUGUUUGAGAGGAUUUUACUGAAAUUAUAGCGGGGAAGUGUGACUACCAUGCACCAAAACAUGUCGGGUUAGCUGACGGUGAGGAGGCUGGAGAAGGACUGUCGGUACGCUGGUUGGCUUAUUAGCUGCAGGGAUGUGAAAUGAACGACCGUCUUAAUCGUCUUCUUUUUUCGUGAUCACAUACGCUUCAACAUUUUCAGAUGGAGGUUAUUUCAGUUGGUAAAACAGCAGCUUUUAACCUUUAUUUAACCGGGUCGGUCCCAUUGAGAUUAUACACAAUAAUGCAAAAGUUAAAAAUAUACGAUCUGAUUAAUCGAUUAAUCGUGAAAAUAAUCGUGUCGAUUAAUCCGAUCAAUGGUUUGUGGCAGCUCUAUAAUCUUCACUCACACCAACAAACCCAAACAAACACUCUGAUGAACUCCGGAUCCCCCGUUCAAAGACUCGGUGGUUCUGCUCAGACCCGUGUCCUGGUCCAUGUUGGUCCUCCUCUCUGGACUCUCUGAUGAUGAUCACAGACCUCCAUAUUUGAUGAUCAGCUGACGUCGUCGUCGUACAGUCGAGUCAGCAGAGUUUUUCCCAGACGUGGUCAGUGUUUCCCACAGACUCUCCGUUUGCUUUGGCAGCUGCUGAAAAGAUUGUUAUUGACUUUUGAUCGCAGUGAGAUCAUCAUUAAGGAGUGAGUGACAGUUCAGCAUGUGACGCUUGUUUAUUUGACAGUCAGGACGCCGCCGCCGCCGCCGCUCAGGCUUCUGUUUGUUUUCUUUAACCGCGGGAGGUUCCCGUCAGCUCAGGUGAGCUCUGUCACACAGGUGAGCUGAGGUUAUCCUCUAAGGUAACUCCGGCUGUACUGUAAUCAUUAAACGCCACCAAAUGACCUGAAUCAGAACCAUGAACCCAGUCAGCGCCAUGUUUAUUUAUGAAGGGCGGUUCUGCCUAAAUAUUAACAUCUUCAUAGCAUGGGAAACAGAGACGUGUGCCAGCCGCUGGUUUUUACUCCGAUACUGUCAGAUCAGAUCCUGAAUGGAGGAGAGACUGAACCAGUAAAACCUCCUCCUCUGUCUCCAUGUAGUUCUGGUUCAGAGUGAAUCUGUACUGAGUCCACUAAAAACCUCCUGUGUGGUUCUGAUCCGGUGACGUGGAGCGACGUAUAUAUUAGUGUUUAAUUUAGUUUUCUUCACAAACUCAUUUUUUAUCGUCCCUGAGUCGACCUCGUUCAUCCCGCCUCCUUCUCCUCACUCCGACCUCCUCUCUCACCUCCUCCUCCUCCUGUUCUUCAUCCCUCUCUCUCUCUCUCUCUCCCUCUCUCUCUCUCUCUCUCUCUCUCUCUCUGCAGGUCCGCCAGCGUAACGAGCUCGGCAUCUACCUGAUCAACCUGUCGGUGGCGGACCUCCUCUACAUCAGCACUCUUCCUCUGUGGAUCGACUACUUUCUCCAACACGAUGACUGGAUCCACGGGCAGGAGAGCUGCAAACUCUUCGGCUUCAUCUUCUACACCAACAUCUACGUCAGCAUCGCCUUCCUCUGCUGUAUUUCUCUGGACAGGUACCUGGCGGUGGCUUAUCCUCUACGGUUCGCCAAAGUUCGACGAAUCAAGACAGGUACGCGUGAACAGAUCCACCAGGAUACUCGGAGUUUGAUGAUCCCAAAAAAGUCCAGUGAAAGGAGUGUAACUGAGUUUUCAGCACUUCUGAUAAAACUCGUAACGUGAGGAAGAAGAAGAAACUUGUUUUUUCUGUUUCUCUAAGGUUUUGAUCUCUGAGGGGAGAUCAUCUGUAGGGUCCUGACACAAGAGGACACUGAGAAUAAAUCUUUUUAAUAUCCACUAAAACCUUUAAAACCAGCAGAAACAUGAACGUCUGCUCGAAGAUAAGUUCUCGUACCAGAUCAUAAAACAAGAAAACAAACAUUUAGACUUUUACUGGAUGGAAACUCUGUGCUUCAGUGAUCGUCAGUCUCAUGGGUAAAAUUCAGAAUUACUGUUGAAGGACAUCCGUCGUUUUCUUCAGUCUCUAUCACAUGUUUUUUUAAUAUUUAUGAGAAGCAUUUACAACCUAUCAGAGCUGAGAUGUUUAUAAAACAGUGAAAAAUACAGAAUCUAGAGCUCAGUGAUAAACCGAAAAUUUACAGAUACUGAAAUUUACGACAAUAACCGACGUAAUUUUGCUCAUAUCGGUACAUUCAGUGUUAAAAAAUAAAUCAAUCAAAGUUGUUUUUGGAUGUGUGUAGGUAGGCUAUGGUCUCAUGUCCCUUUAAGACGCUGUCCUACAUCAGAGACGUGACUCCGCCCCAUCCGGUCCGUAACAAAGAGGGAAAGACAGGUGAGGAGAUGGAGGACGGUUCAGAAGUUGGAGCGGCUGAAGUCGACGAAGUUAAUGUGGGAGGGGGGGAGCAGCUGGUGGAGAAGUUAUCGUCUAUUUAUCGUUAUCGAGGUGAACUGAUCAAUAUAUCCUAAUAUUGAUUUGAGGCCGUAUCACCCAGCCCUACCAGAAUCUGGUGGUUGGGUAACAAGUCAGGACUGCAGGCUUCGUUCAGUUUAAUCUGCAGUUAUGGGUGUAAAAAUAAACUCUGUUCACAGACUCGGUUUGAGCUCAUGUGGUGAUUUCCACUCCAGAGAACAGCCUCCUGGGUUUCCUCAGCUUCUGUGGAUGUUACACAACUUUUUAGAGUUUUGUUGUUCAGCCAAACUUUUCUAAAAUCCAAAGUCAGCAUUUUUUUCUCCGUUUCAACUUUAGAAUUUUUAGUUUUUGCACCUUUUUAAAUUAAAAAAAAGAUUUUAAAUGGUUUUCAUAUCAUUGAGUUCAACAUUUUGAACAGCUUCCAAGACUGUAUAGAUUAUAAUCAAAUGUUAUGUAAGGUGUCCUUCAGUGUCCUGAAAGGCACUUAUAAAUAAAAUAUAUUAUUAUUUUAUUUUUUAUGUUAUUUUUUUAAAUUAUAAUAACUAUUAUUAUUUGUAGUAGUAGUAGUAGUAUCAUAAUAAUAAUAAUUAUUAUUUAUUCUUAGUGGAUAAAUGAACAUUUCUCAUAUUAUUAUUAUUAUAAUAAUUACUAUUAUUUCAUUUUUAUUAUUUCUUAUUUUUAAUUUUUAAUUAAUUAUUGUUAUUGUUAUUAUCAUUAUUAUCAUUAUAAUAAUGAUUAUUUAUUUUAAAAAAAAUUAUAUAUUUUUUUUAUUUCUUAGCCAGUAAAUGAACCUUUAUAUUAUUAUUAUUAUUAUUAUUAUUAUUAUUAUUAUUAUUAUUAUUAUUAUUUAUUCUGAGCGGGUAACUGACCCUCUCUCCUUCUCUCGCUCUCUCUCCUUCUCUCUUUCUCUCUCUCUCUCUCCCUCUCUUGCUCUCUCUCCCUCCCUCCCUCUCUCUCUCUCUUUCUCGCUCUGCAGCCGUCCUGGUCAGCGCCAUGGUGUGGAUCAUCGAGAUCAUCGCUAACUCCGCCCCUCUCUUCCACGACGAGCUCUUCCAGGAUCGCUUCAAUCACACCUUCUGUUUUGAGAAGUACCCCAUGCAGGACUGGGUGGCGGGGAUGAACCUCUACAGGACUUUUCUGGGCUUCCUGGCUCCGUGGACCGCCAUGCUCGUGGCUUACCGCGGGAUCUUAGCGGCGGUGCGCUGCAACGUCUCCACGGAGCGUCAGGAAAAGGCCAAAAUCCAGCGCCUGGCGUUGAGUCUCAUCCUGAUCGUCCUGCUGUGCUUCGGGCCGUACCACAUCCUCCUCCUGGUGCGGAGCGUCAUGUUUCUGAGGAAACCAUGUGACUGCGGCGCAGAGGAGAGCUUGUUCGCGGCGUACCACGUGUCUUUAGCGCUGACCAGCCUCAACUGCGUGGCGGACCCGAUCCUGUACUGUUUCGUGAACGAGGGGGCGCGGCACGACGUGGGUCGAGCUCUCUCUGCUCUGCUGUCAGCAGCCUGUCACAGACGCUCCUCUUCCUCACCGUCACACGCCGACAUACUGAACGCCGGCUCGGUCACUAUGGAAACGCCACUGUCAGCAAAGAAGCAGCCGUAUGUGUACGCUGAGGGAGGUAAGACCAGCAGCUACAAGACUGAGCUGGCGGCUCUGAAGGAGGAGUGUCUGCAGAUGACCAUCCUCAGCGUGAAGAAGUGACCUGAACGUCAGAGCGAGGCGUUCGAUUGGCUCAGAGCGGCUCCUGACGCUCACGGCGCCUGAUGGCGCCUGACGGGCUGAAACCAGCUGGUUUUAGCGAGGAACUGAGGAGUCGGAACAGGCGUGAGAUCGAUGAACAGAGGAGCGGCGGCGUGAUGUUUGAGGAGCAGAAGUUCAGACUGAGGGUCAGGUUCUGCUGAGAGGUCCUGUUCAGAAUAAAAGGACGGUUCUGGGUCAGGUGGACCACGGAGGACUUCUCAGACCAACAACAGAUCCGUGUUUUUAUCACUGAGGUUUCUGAUGAUCAGAGCGUCUUCAAAAACCUGUAGACCCUGAGAGCGUACAGCAGUCACAGCGCCAUCUUUAGGACUUUUAGGCAGAAUUGAGAAAAUUGUCCCGCCCCCCCCACACACAAACCUCUCCCCUCUGUGUUCCACCAUAACUCCGCCCCCUGAACCUGUAUUGCCCUCCCCACGACACACCCCCUCUGGCAGAAGAUCCUACGCUAGCUUCAAAUAGGAUUCACCAUGUCGGAUUGUUAGUGACUAGCGGCGGUAAACACCAGCUCUGCUAGCGAGCGCCGUCUGCAGCUGCCUGGACAGCCACCGUGUUGACAUGUCAGAGACUAAUCAGAGUUAUUUAUGUAACAUGAGCCACGAUAAAAGGAGAUAAAAAUGACCUCGACCCCGCCCUUUUGCGUUUUACCACUUUUGGCGGUGUGGCGAGCAGAAGUGUGUUUAUUUUUUUUUGCGUCGUUCUCCAUCACAGCUCCUGUAGCUAAGCUGCUACGCUACUUUUAGCCGCUCAGAGCUCCGAGGAGGGCCGUGAGAGAGGGAGGGGAUGAGUCAGAACUACGGGAGAGGGGUGUGAACGUUUUUGCGGCCCUGCACCUGCUCAGGUGAACAGAUUUUUUCUGAUUUCUUUUUUCUCUUCACUUUGUGGAGAUCACACUUUAGGACCGUGAUCGCCAUAGAAACGAGGUUCAUAAUAAUUAACAAUCUCUACAAUCAUCAACCAUGACUUAAACUGAUCAUGUAAUUUAACCUCCAUAGAUUAUCCAAAGACUCGGAUCUUUGACUUUUAAAACAGCGAUUUUCACUGAAACCGCCAACCCAGAGUCCUAAAGAUGGCGUCUGCAGUCAUGUGACUGAAACCCGUGAAUACGCUCUAUAUUUAACGCCUGUUCCUGUUAACAUCCUGAGCGUUAACAGUGUCAGGAGUUCUUUGGUGGUUUUUAAGUGGACCCUGCAUGUCUGAGUGGUCUGAGAGGAGACCGCAUGGACCCUGGACUUGAGUUGGACCCUCAGAGUCGACCUCAGGAGUUAAAGUGGUUGUAGAUUAAAGGUCCAAACAUUUAAAAGCUUGUGAUGCUCCGACGUGUCUGUCCUGUUUUAUUGGAGCCGUCUUCUGAAGUACCUCAGCUAACUGUGCUCACACUGAGACACGUCUCCUCUCCUACUGUCUCUCUCUGUCUGUCUCUCUCACUCUCUCUCUCUCUCUCUCUCUCUCUCUCUCUCUCUCUUUGUCUCUGUCUCUCUGUCUCUGUUUUAUUUUCCUUCUUACAGCAGAACGAUUCUUCUUUAUCGGAGCGCCCCGAACAGAGUCCUUCUCCUGCAGCUCUGCAUGCUCUGACGGUCUGCAGGAGUACUUCAGGAGGUGUUGUGAUGAAACCUCUUUAAUGUGAGUGCAUGCUGCAGGUGUUCAAGUUCAGCGCUUUAUCGAGGCUGAGACUGUUUACAUUCACUCAGACUGAUGCCUUUCUGCUGUCAUGGUCUCACAUCUUCUCUAAAGUGUUUUUGUUUUUCAGGUUUAACUUGAUUUUCUUUAUUUCUCCCUUCAUGAGUUUGUUUUCCUGAUUCCGGUAUCAAACAAACACUCCGAUCCUCCGAUCCUAAAAAGCCAAAUUUCCCGACUGUUUGAACAGUUUAAGGAAAUAUUCACUCUUUUAAAUUGUCCUUUAAAUCUUCAUGAAAAUACAGCUGACCUUUGAACCUGCUGAUUAAAUCACCUGAUUCAGAGUAAAAACUCUUUAAAGGAGCAGAGACAAACUUAUGAAGUUUGGGGACUGAAAACUCAGAAACAGAUUUAAAAUCAGACGGUUAAACUUUGUUAUCGUUCUGGUAAACGUCUCAGCCACAGUGAGUGUUGGUAAGCUCCGCCCCUUUGCUGAAAAAGGGUCAACAGAAACAGGAUGUCGGGUUUGCGACUCAGCAACAUCAUUGAGGUCAAAUUUGAGCGACUUCAACCUGAACUCUCAUCUCUGUUAUGAUCGACUUCACUCAGACAUUUCAGCACUUUUCGCAAAUCUAACACACGUAAGCGCUCGUCUGCAUGAAGGCGGUGACUCAUAGUGAACACACCUGAACCUGCAGGUAACACAGGAGCUCAGAGGACGGGUAAACUCUAUUUUCGUCUCUUUAGUUGAAACUCAACUCAACUCAACUUUAUUUGUAGAGCACUUUAAAACAAACAAUUAAAAAUAAACAAUUAAAACAAUGGCUAAAAUAAAAGCAGAAUUAAUAAUAAAAUAUAGUUUCAAUGUUUUUAAAAACUAAUUUAAAAACAUAGAAACAAAUAACUAAAAAACAAACCAUAAAACACUAAAACAGGAGCCGAGUCUCAUGCAGGGUUAAAAGCCAAUGAAUAAAAAUGGGUUUUAAGACGAGUUUUAAAAAUGAACCUGCUGACCUGAGGAAGGAAAUCUUCUGAGGAGUUAAAUAAAGAAGAGUUCUUGGGUGUGAGUCUUGGGCUCAGUUACCUGGUGAACUUGACCCUGUUCUCAGUAAAACCUCACACCUAGCGUCCUGUUUCUCAUCUCACUGCGGCUGAUUCACUUACCGGUGAGGAGAGACUCUUAAACUUCACUUCUAAACUUCUGAAACAUGUUCCUAUAAGUCCUGUACGGAGAGUAAAUAACCUGUCUCCUGUCCUGCUCAGAGUUGAGGUUCCUUUUUUGACCCCCUUAAAUCCCGUCUGACCCUCAUGACUCCGACUCUCAGUUUUCAUGACCGAGUCUGUCUUCGCAGACGGCGGCGUCACCAUUUCACGCAGUCUUCUGCUUCGUGUCCAGAUCUUAAAAAACUAAGUUCAUGGUUUCAAUCAGUGCCAGUCAGAUCGAUAUAAAAGAUGAAAAAGCAGCUGAAGGUUGAAGUGAUCCGAACAUCUUUGCACGUGAGCUUUUUGUCUGGGACGGUUUUUGGACUUUUUCAGAUCCUGGUUUCUGCCGACACGCUGCUCUGUCUACUUUUGCUUCAGUUGUGGGUGUGAGAGGAGGUACGGGGCUUCAUGAUGUGUGUUUGUUCAGAUGUCGGUGAGAAAUAAAUUAUGCAUUCAAAA